AUGUCGGGCGCCGCGGUCAUGCCCCCCGAUGAGAACCGGGGCCCCGAGAUUCUCGCCGUCUGCGGGGCCCUGGUGGGACUCGCCCUCGUCGUCGUGUUGCUGCGAGUCUAUGUGAGGGCAAGGAUGGUUCGCCACCUUGGUCUCGACGACUACACCAUCAUCGCCGCCAUGCUGGUCAUGUUUGUGGAAAUGAUGAUAAUAAUUCCGCAAGUCGAUCUCGGCGGUGGCCGCCAUGUGCAAUACAUCAAGCCAGAAGAAAACGUCAUCAAAGGGUUGCACCUCAACUUCGUCACCCAGCCCCUCUGCCUGAUCGCACUCUGCCUGACAAAGGUCAGCGUCGGCUUCUUCUUGUUACGUCUUACACCCUCACCACGGUUCCGGUGGGUUGUCAUUGGCACCAUGAUCUUCACCGUCCUUUCGGCAAGCGGGAACUUCUCCGUGGCGGCCAUUCUAUCGCUGGGAAUCUUCGCUGCCGUCGCCGCCAUCGUCAAGAUCACCUACCUCGGCGCCUACGGCCAACACGGCGAUUUCCUUUGGGACAGCGCCGACAUCACCAUCUGGACAACCAUCGAAAUCAACGUCGCCAUCAUCGCCGCCUCCAUCCCCUGCCUCAAGCCCCUCUUCAAGACACUCCUCGACGGCACCUCGGCCCGAUACUACGGCUCGUCCAAAUACAAGCGCUACGCCCACCACCCCGACGACGACAACAUCACCCCCCAACACCACCACCCCAUCAGCAGCAGCAAAGCCACCAAAUCCACCAGCACCGCCCGCUCCGCCGGCCGCGCCUCGCGGCGCCUCUCCGUCGCCAUCCUCGGCAGCCGGACCGCGGUGGGCCCCGAGUUCGAGAUGUACGGCUCCGGCGGCGGCGCGAACAGUAGCAGCGCUGUGGGAGUGGGGACGACGGCGUCGGCGAGUGGGAAGUUCUCGACCGAGAUCAAGUCGACCGGGUCGGAGGAGAGUAUCCUGCCGCAGGCCGGCGACGAUGAUGAUCGGGGGUGGGUGGAUGGUGGUGGUAGUGGAGCUGGGGCUGGGGCUGGGGCGGGGGGUGGGGGGAUUACUGAAAGACGACUACGGUCGGUGGUGGAGGUAUGA
Molecule: messenger RNA, 1095 nt
Organism: Chaetomium globosum CBS 148.51
Lineage: Eukaryota; Fungi; Ascomycota; Sordariomycetes; Sordariales; Chaetomiaceae
Exons: 4
Coding region: 1-1095 (364 amino acids)
Source: RefSeq, a predicted model, not a curated record